CCAAACUUGGAUGAAUUUAGCGCUUCCAGCGUCUCCCAACAUUGAAAUACUUAUAAAUAGCCCCCUACCCCCUUUCCUGUUGAUAUCCAUACCAUACUAUUUAGCAAACAAAACAAUUGCAAGUAACCCCAAACUACAAACCAUCAUCAAAACGAAACAACGUUUUAGCUCUGUCUAUCUAUAUUACAAUGAGCUUUCGGCUAUCGAUAGAAAACUCGAAUGUUGGCAAUUCGUUGAGAAGGACUGCCUCCUGACUUAGCCUACUGGCUUCCAAUAAUUUCUCAAGAUGGCGGUACACUAUCCCCUGAAUGGCAUUGAUUUGGAUUUUCGCCGAUAUAAUUAUAGACCCAUUGGUGUCCGGGAUAUUAUGGCCAACCAAAUCAUGGAAGAUUGUAUGAAGCCAAGGAGAGUGCAGCCAGAGAUCUAUACACGCGUGCUUAAUCUGCAUCGACCCUUUCAUGAAAUUAAAUCUCGAGAUCGCACUAUAGGUCUUCACCUGCAGCUCUUGUCAAAACUGGUUGAUACCCAACCCAAUUGGACAUUCGAUGCAGUCCAUGCACGAGUAAACAUUAACUCCAGAAUAUCCGUCUUUGAACCCGCAUUCCUCAUGGUUCCUGGACUCGACGAGGAGUAUAUAACUGUAGAGGAUUAUCUUUUAUACCUUAUCGAACGGCAUCUACUCGAAUCUCAGCCUUCUAUGCGAACUCUGGUAAAGGCUCUCCGCUAUAUUCGUUUAAAAGCAAGCCUUGGACCCGAGCCUAGCCUGAAGAAAGACUUGCACCAGCAUCUAAAGAGCUUCCAAGCCCUUUCGAUAAAGGACCCACGCCUUUGUGUGUACUCCAAGCGACAUUACCUGCCCAUCAACGGCUCCUCCGCCGUGCGGUUCUGCAUCGACCCUUGUUUCAUUGGUACACCAUGGAUCAACCCCGUUACCAUGCGACUCUGCCCGAAUCGUGACUGGGACCUACUUCUCACCCUGAGACGCACCCCUUAUGGGAGGAAAAAGAAUCUGCAUGCAGUGAGCCUACACGACAGAGCAUACAGCAACACGCCAUCGCGGUCCCGCAGCACGCCCGCGCCUAAGGAUUGGGGCACAGCCGUCAUUCUCGGGCUCGACCGGUUCGACCCGACGGAGAAGCGCCUCCUCUACUUCCCGCGCCCGCGGCUCUCUGAACUCGACAAGAAGACGCGCCGCAGGAGCCUGAGCCGGACACACAUCCGCGCCAUGUUCAGCGACGUGCCGGAGCGCACCAUAACCGCGCGCAGGCUGAGGAAAGGCCCGCGAAGCACCAAGCACCCCUGCGCGAACUGCGCGCAGUACACCCACCUGACCAAGCACUGCGUCCUGAACUGCGGCUACUGCAACUCGCCGGACCACCAAGCGACCGUCUGCGCCGUCCAAAGCAAAAACCGGUGCAAGUGCCGCCCCUUCCCGCAGUUCCACACGGCGGCCGAGUGCUACGUCCGCUGCAGCCGGCGGUGCGGGUACCCGAACACGACGACGCGGCACUUCUACCACAAGAACGCGAUGCUCUGCACCUACCGCUGCUGCAUGUGCGGCAUCCGGCACCACUCGGGGAAUCAGUGCGCGCUGAAGCGGUGCCCCUGCGGACUGCAGCACCUCACGCAGGACUGUCGGUGGAAGGUGGAGUGUCCGGCCCAGGGCUGCGACUUCUAUCUCUGCCAUCUCCAUUGCCGGGAGUGCGGGACGCAGAAGAAUAAGGAGACGAAGAGCUUGUUUGUGGGCAGGACGUGCCCGGACUGUCUGCGGAAUGGGAAGCCAGUGUCGGCUAAGGCUGAGUGAAGGAUAGGAGGUGCUAAAGCGAAGUGGGCAAGCAUGAUACCCGAGAUUCCCAAGGCCAUACAUGCACAUACUAUAGAUGCCUUAGCAUGACACUUAUUUACGGUAGCUUUCAAUUAUAUAUGAAAUAAGGAUCUUAUGAAA
Molecule: messenger RNA, 1945 nt
Organism: Hypoxylon fragiforme
Lineage: Eukaryota; Fungi; Ascomycota; Sordariomycetes; Xylariales; Hypoxylaceae
Exons: 1
Coding region: 287-1804 (505 amino acids)
Source: RefSeq, a predicted model, not a curated record